Tachysurus vachellii is the source of this 1191-nucleotide messenger RNA. RefSeq names its product PDZ binding kinase (gene pbk). The record is from RefSeq and is a predicted model, not a curated record. Gene Ontology annotation, molecular function: protein serine/threonine kinase activity; ATP binding. Gene Ontology annotation, biological process: protein phosphorylation. NCBI's taxonomy places the organism in Eukaryota, Metazoa, Chordata, Actinopteri, Siluriformes, Bagridae. The transcript is spliced from 7 exons.
UCAAAAUAAAUUAAUAAAUAAAUAAAAGGCUUGUUGUUUAGGAGGUGAGGUAGCUGAUCAUCUGCUUCGUAAAAUGGAGGACGAGACCAAGUCACCGGAUGCCUUUAAAACUCCGUGCAAACCGCUGAAGAUAAAGAGUCCAGUGAGUGCAUGUGGAACCCCGGUCACUAUUCCAGCAUCUCCGUUCAUGAAGAAGCUCGGCUGUGGCACUGGUGUGAACGUCUACCUCAUGAACAGAAAUGGAAAACAGACUCAGUCACCAUGGGCCAUUAAGAAGAUCAACAGCAAGUGUGCAAAGACUCAGAAGAACGUGUACCAGAAGCGGCUAUGUGAAGAAGCAAAGAUCUUAAAGGAUCUGCAGCACCCAAAUAUAGUUGGUUUUAGAGCGUUCACCACAGCAAAGGAUGGCUCAAAGUGUUUGGCGAUGGAAUACGGCGGGGAGCAGUCUCUCAAUGAUCUGAUUGAAAAGAGGAGAGAGGAAGGUUUACAGGCCUUCCCAGUUGCCAUUAUUGAAAAAGUGGCUCUUGAUGUAGCUCAUGGUUUGCAGUAUCUGCACAAUGAGAAGAGGCUUCUGCAUGGGGACAUGAAAUCCUGCAACAUCGUCAUUAAAGGCGACUUUGAGACCAUCAAAAUCUGUGAUGUCGGCGUUUCCCUCAAGUUAGAUGAAAAUAUGCAAGGCAAGUAAGCCCUAAGCGCAAGUAAAUUAAAAUGGGUAUAGAAAUUGUUCAUAAUCAUGUUCAUCAUUUAUGUAGUGAGUGACCGAAAGGCUCACUACAUCGGCACCGAGCCUUGGAAGCCAAAAGAGGCGCUGGAGGAUGGACUAAUCACAGACAAAGCAGACAUCUUUGCAUAUGGACUCACCCUGUGGGAGAUGAUGACUCUCUCUGUGCCUCAUCUGGAGAUGCUGAACAGCGAGGGUGACUGCGAUGAUGACGACUCAUUUGAUGAGGACGACUUUGACGAGGAAGCCUAUUACGAGAAACUGGGAACCCGUCCUCCGCUGGACGCAGCCACUCUGGGUGGUGCCUACCAGAGAAUGGUAGAACUUUUCUGUCUCUGUACUGAGGAAGAUCCUAACAAAAGACCAUCAGCUGCACACAUCGUUCAGGCUCUGGAGUCCAACAGCCAGCUGGAUGAUAAACAUAGUGAGGUGAUAGUUAUAGAUUAAAGUCUGCUCGUCAGUUUUCUCUA